This is a messenger RNA of Parnassius mnemosyne (clouded apollo), 693 nucleotides long. Lineage: Eukaryota; Metazoa; Arthropoda; Insecta; Lepidoptera; Papilionidae. The record is from the annotation of a GenBank genome assembly.
AUGGAGUUUCCCCACAUUGGAAAGAAUUGUUCAUAUUCAUCAUGCAAUAAACUAGAUUUCCUGCCAAUGAAAUGUGGUGCUUGCAAAGAGAUCUUUUGCUCAGAGCACUUUGCAUAUUUAAAACAUGAGUGUCCGGCACAAAAUACCAAAGAUGUCCAGGUUCCAGACUGUCCACUUUGUGGUGCCCCAGUACCUGGGCGGCGGGGUGAACCACCUGAUGUUGCUGUUGGUGCCCAUAUUGACAACCAGUGCACUUCUGACCCAGCUAAAGAAAGAAGAAACAAGGUAUUUACAAACCGGUGCUCCUAUAAAGGAUGCAAAACAAAGGAAAUGGUGCCCCUAAUAUGCAGUGAGUGCUCCCUUAACUACUGUCUGCGACAUAGGCAUGCUGCUGAUCAUGCAUGUGAAGGAAAAUUAGCAGCUAAGAGAAGACAGGCUGCAAAUGCUGCAAUGGCAAGAAUGAAAGCAAAUGCUAUUAAUUCGAGUCAGACUGCACCACCUGUAGCUGUGCCUGUCGCAUCUUUUUCAGAAGUUCAAGGAGAUAUGACGGAGGAUGAGGCGUUAGCGCACGCACUUGCACUCUCAAUGCAAGAACAAAGUGGAAAUAUACAUACAAGAGACACUAACUUUGCCAGAGCUCUUGCAAGACAGCGAGUGGGCGGGGAACAGAACUCUAGGUGUUCUGUAUCUUAG